Closterium sp. NIES-65 is the source of this 3117-nucleotide messenger RNA. The record is from the annotation of a GenBank genome assembly. NCBI's taxonomy places the organism in Eukaryota, Viridiplantae, Streptophyta, Zygnematophyceae, Desmidiales, Closteriaceae.
AUGGACGUCGCGGCGUUUAACGAUGAGGCUGCUGUUGGGGCUGCGGCGGUUGCGCCGCCUGCGUCGAGGGCGAAGAGUGAGGGCGAGGUGGAUACACGCGACGGCGAAGUUGACGAGGGCUGUAACGGGUACAUUCCAACGUCUGCUGCUGACAGUAUCGAGGGCCAUCCGACGUGGAGCCUUCUUCUCACCGUCACUCGCGCCGAAGCGUAUUCUCAGCCUCCGUUUACGCCUUUCGAGGCGCUUUCGCACCCAGCUCCUUCGGCGGUUUCCGCGGAUCCGCUUUCCCCCUCCGCGCGCAGCCCGCCGCCUCCCGCCACCCCGCGCGCUCAAGCCCGCGGGGAUGUUAGCUCCGCGCCAGAACCCAGCGCGGGGAACUCCGCGGCGGGCGCGCUGUGCGCCACUGUGGCUCCCGCGGAGCAUUCAGCGCUUCUGGGGGCGGCGCAGCAGCAGGCGCAGCUUCAGGGGGCGGCGCAUCCGGCGCAGCAGGUGCUGCUGCCGCUGCUGCUGGUGGCGGAAGCGACUGAAGGGUCCGCCAAUCCGCACUGCGACUACUGCCGCAGCUCGGGUUGGUGCCACCACCCCAUCGCUGCGCACAAGUACCAUUUCAUCAUUCCUGCCAAGAACCCGCACUCGCACCCACGCGCCGAGUCACAGGUGCUUGCAACCACAGCCAGUAGCAUGAGUCCACGCGGCACGCGCAGCACCACCAGCACCAGCAACCACCACCCCUCGUCCCACCACAACCAGCACCACCACACGAGCAUCACGGCUGCUGCUUGCCGCUCUCAGUCGCUCGCCGCCCCCACGCACCUCCUGCACGGGGUUAUCCAUACCAACGGCUUCGGCCACCUCGUGACGCUCAAUGGCCGGGCGGCAGGCUCGCACGUGCUGUCCGGGCGGCAGCUGAUGCAGCUGUGGGACAACAUCUGCACCAUGCUGCGCGCCAGGGAGGUGAGCGUAGAGGACCUAUCGCACAAGCUCUCCUUCUCCUCAGACUAUCGCCUCCUCCACACUCUCGCCUUCUCGCACUCCUGGUUCGCCCGCUGGGGCUACUCCUUUGCUCACGGCGCCUUUGGCAUCACGCAGCACCGCUACAGCCAGGCUGUAGCGCGUGUGGCCGGCACACGCCUGCUGCCGCUGCUGCAGCAGCUGCGGGGCAUCAACACGGGGAUUGCCUCCCGCGUAGCAGCAGUGGUUGCCAAGUAUCAGUCGCAUGUGGUUGGGAACAAGUGCCUGUCUGAGGACCAGUCUGAGGGUGAAAACCGCAGGACCAGUCUGUGCCCACACGUCUUGGAUGCUUCACAUGAGACUCACCAUGACCAUCACCACCUACCACAUGCCCCUCAUUUUUCACAUGGCCCGCACAGCCCGCAUGCUGCCCCACCCAACCUCACCCUGCAGCACCUCUUCUCAUCCCUCCUCGCCCUGCGCUCCUCCCUCCCCCUCCCGCUGCACCACCAGCACCACCACUUCCCCCACCUCCUCCACCCCUCCUCUCUCCCGCUCCCCUUAACUCUCACUACCCCUACUCCUCCCACUGCUCCCUCUACUCCUGCUGCUGCAGCAGCAGCGCCGCUAGCUGCUGUCCCUUCUCUUGCCUCCUCCCGUUCCCCCCUCCUCUCCUUCUCUGCUCGUCACCUCCUCGCCCCUCCGCCGCCCCUCACCCUCCCCCCGCUCUUCCCGCCGCUGCAGCCAAUGGCGGCGCGCCAGCUGUCGGGCGAGCCCAGCCCUACCUCCGCUUCCUGCUUGUCCGACGAGCUGUCGCCACGUCAGCAGCAGCAGCGCCUGCUGCAUCAGCAGCAGCAGCAGGCCCUGCCGUCCCCCGUUCCGCCUAUCAGCUACCAACAAAUGGACGUCCCUCCAUCUCCCAACGUUCCCACUCCCUCUACAAUCACGCCCGGUACACAGGUCAUCGUGGACGUGCUCUCCCUCCGCCCCGGCGCCUGGCUGCCUCGGCACGAGGUUCGGGAGGCGGCUCGGCAGAGGAUCGGCGACACAGGGUUGUUGGAUUUUGUGCUGAAGUCGCUGGGGAAUCGGUUGGUCGGGGAUGUGGUGGUGCGGAGAGCGAUUAAUCCGCUUAGUAAAGUGCUGGAGUUUAGCUUAGAGCCGCUGCAGCGGGAGGGUGGGGAGAGGGGUGGGGGAGGGGGUGGAGAGGGGAGGGAGGGGGUGGUUGGGGAGGAGGGGAGAGGAGGGUUGGAGGGGCAGCAGGGAGAGGUGCCGAUGGGGCCACAAUUCUUUAAGGAUUACAAGGGCGAGCUCACCAGGGAGCAAGCAGCACGAGCGGCGGUGGCGGCAGCAGGUGGAGAGGGGGGAGAGGGGAGGGAUGGCGUCGCUACAGAGGCAACGAGUGAAGAGGAGGAUGGGACGAUUCGAGUGCUCUGCAGCAUUGAUGCACGGGAUGCAGACACCGCUCGUGACUGGUCCAUACCUCCGCCCGAGCUCAUAACCCUGCCGCCCGAAGCAACCGUUUCGGACCUCAAGGCUGCUGCCUGCCGAGCCUUCGCCCAGACCUACCCUGUGGCUCGGCACAUGCAGGUCACUGCUUUGCCGGAAGACCUGGCGGAUCUUGAUGAUGACGAUGUGCUCUUUGGCUCGCUCGACUCGGGCGCCUCUCUGCUGCUCGCCAUAUCCAGCCUUGAUGCGCACAGCGAGUGGCGCUACGAGGGCGGCAACGACACGUGGGCCGUGCGGUGCGUGUGCGGCGCGCGGGACGACGACGGCGAGCGCAUGAUCGCGUGCGACGAGUGCGGCGUGUGGCAGCACACGCGGUGCGCUGGGAUCGAGGAUGCUGCGCCUGCUCCCAUGCGCUUCCUGUGCUUGGGGUGCAGAGCGGUGCAGAAGGAUCUUUGCCGGGAGGUUAAGGUGGAUUGUGGUGAGAAGAAAGGAGCACGCAGAGUGGUGAAGAGUGAGCAGACCUUGCUAAGCCACGGGGGUAGUGGCAGCAGGCAGAGGCAGGGCGUUGGGCAGAAAAGGCGAAGGGACAGGGAGAGGGAUGGUGGGUGCAGCGAAGAUUUUCUGGGGGCUUUUGAGUGCUCUGAGGAGAGAGAGGAGGUUGGGGAGGGAGAAGAGGAUGAGGAGGGUGGGGCAGGGGGGGAUGGGAGAGGGUCGGGAUGA